Messenger RNA from Sitophilus oryzae (rice weevil), 1678 nucleotides. RefSeq lists its product as uncharacterized. The record is from RefSeq and is a predicted model, not a curated record. Gene Ontology annotation, biological process: phosphatidylserine exposure on apoptotic cell surface; apoptotic process involved in development; engulfment of apoptotic cell. Gene Ontology annotation, cellular component: plasma membrane. The transcript has 5 exons. The coding region runs from base 39 to 1574 and encodes 511 amino acids. Lineage: Eukaryota; Metazoa; Arthropoda; Insecta; Coleoptera; Curculionidae.
UUCUUACUCUCACUUGUUCAUUUACAUAGUGCCAAAACAUGUCAACAGUAACGAAAAAUUCGAAUUCUAACAAACCAAAAACUCUAUUGGGCUACGAGCUAACUCCAACCCAAAAUGCUCUUGUAAAUUUCUUGCUACCAUCCAUAGGAGCGUGUGUCCUGUAUAAGUUUAUUAUAGCCGUGGACGUGGGUGUUAUUUUUCGACAUUACAAAGACAACGAUCCUAUAUGGGCGUCUUUGACUAUAUUUAUUAUGUACCUUCCUGCAUUGAGCAGCUACGUUAUUAUAAUGUCGGACUGGGACUACUGGCCUGAACCGGAUAAGGGACUCACAAGGAAUAACGUGAAGUGGGCGUUCAGGCAAACAUUGGAACAUUUAUUCUUCCCAUUUUGGAAUAUGUGGAGAUUUGCUGAAAGAAUUUUUUGGUCCAUAGAAGCCAUAAGAAGCAAAGAUGAACAAAGUAUCUCCAAAUUCACAUCAUUAGCCAGCGCUCCCAGAAUUAUUGAGCUGUACGUUUUCCUCCAAUCAUAUUUCCAUUCUUUACCACAAGUGCUUCUACAAUUAUAUAUCCUUAUGCGACAUAAUGCCAACAUUGCCAGAGAGUCAAAAGAAGUCCAGUUCUUUUCAAUCGUAUUAAAUCUUGCUAAGGUGGCAGUCACUACUACCUAUUAUCAGAGAUUUAAAGCUCAGAAGUUAACUGGAGCCCAGUAUCCAUGGUUAAAAAUGAAUAAAAUAAUGAGAUCAAAGAUUACCACGGAACAACAAGAUGUGCUGUUGAGGGACUCGUAUAGAUCCAGAUCAGUUGUUGAAACUAAAAGAAGCAGUAACAUCUCUCGGUUAUACAGGGUAGAACCCGCUACGAUAGCCGCCCGUAGACGAAGUAGCGAUAUUUAUUUGGAACCUAUCGAUGUUGGUGUAGAUGAAGUCGACAAUAGAAGAAAUGUUACUGAGUCUACUGUAGUCAGUGAAACAGAAGUUGAUUAUUCAGGUUUUUCAGAAAGCAGAAUCGUAUCCGUUUCGAGCAGAUCCGAACCAGAUUUCAACAUAUCUCGAAUAAUAUAUGUGAAAGGCCUUCAAGAAGACGACCUGGCCGGCAAAAUCGUAGCCUUUUCUUGGUGGUUCACCUUUCUUUUGGGAAGGAUACUGGCCAUAUCCGUUUUCGCCUAUUUCUACAUGAAGGCUUGCGUGUGGUCAGUAAUCUGCCACGUCAUUGUCAUCAUCGCCAUCCUGGUUUACGAUGUCAAAACUGACAAUAUCAAGAGAGAUAAAGCUCUGUUCUUUAUCUUUCUUGGUUUCGUUUAUAUUUUUUGUAUUAUCGAAUUCAAAAUUAGAUUUAAGAAGGCUUACUUCAUAUAUUACGGAUUUUUUGUUUUGGUUUUUAUGGAGAAUUUUGUUAUGUGCUUGAUAUGGUACUACACUGAGUUGGAAUCGUUAGAAAAUGAUUAUUGGUUUAGGUACGUGUUUUAUAUAACUAUAGCAUGUGGGAUGUUGAGUUUUUCGGCUAUGGUGUUCUAUCUAACCCUUACCAAACCAAAAUCGGUUUCUAUACCAGUUCAGGUAGUUAAUAUAAAUUAAAAAUCAUUGUAACAAAACUAAGUGUAUUAAUGUAUUUUUUCUAUGUUUAUACAGAUAUUUAAAUUAUUAUGUAAAAUUCUAAAAUAUAUAAAGGUGAGUAAAAA